UCAAAAGUACACAUCACACCACAGAAUACAUGUACAAGUUGGUCCCCGUUUUGAGAGAACGCAACAUUUUCUAGAAUUUGAUCAGAGUUGUCAUCACUGUAGUUGAAGUGAAAGACAGUUCGGGAGCAAUGGACUACAUUAAAUCAAUUCCAACUCACAUGGAUUACAAAGGUCAGAAGCUUGCCGAACAGCUCUUCCAAGGCAUCAUCAUUCUGUUUGCUGUUGUAGGUUUUAUCUGGGGCUAUGUCUGUGAGCAGUUUGUCCAGACGAUCUACAUUCUAGGAGCAGGGUUUGUCCUGUCAUGCAUAUUGACGCUUCCCCCGUGGCCAAUCUACCGGAGGAGCCCAAUAGAGUGGCGGAAACCACAUGAGGACACUGAAACAGAGACAAAGGAAGCUGCACCUGCUAAAGAGAAGAAAUCCUCCAGAAGAAAAGAGAAGGCCAAGUGAUACUUCCAUCCUCCUGUUAGCGGAGCUACAAUCUGACCCCACUCCCAGUUUACCCCCACCCCCCUCACAGGGGUACAGUCUUAAUGUAAUACUUAGUCUUGCGACGAUAAGUCAUUUUAAAUCCACAGAGUUUUUUUUCGUCUCCCGGAGCCAGGUUACAUUUAUGUACAGUGUAGUAGUUUUUGGUGUCUCAAGUGUAUUGAGGACUAUUGGCUUCAUUGGCACAUCAGUAUGAUCUAGUUCGAUUAAAUAAAUGCAUGUGACCCAGCCACAAGCCGUCUAGCCCCAUUUGAGUUAAUAGACAUUAACGGCACCUUGCAUGAUACACAUCAACGAGAAGCCUCAACAUUUUGCACUCAUUGAAUGUCCAUAUUUAUUGGGAUUCCAAAUUGGGCCAUAUGUGGAAACAAACAUCUCAGUGUGCUUUCCUAUGGCAAACCGAGACGAUCUGAGUGAAACAUGGCUUCAGACUCAUUUACUGGAAUCUAGUCACAUGUAGUUUGACGACAAGGGCAUGUAUUAAAAUGACUCAAAUCAUUGUCUGAAAUAUCCUCAAAGAUGUUACUCAUACCCCUACAAACACCAUGUGUAUUGUUUGACUUCGUCAUAUUUGAGUUAAGUGAAACCAUCUAUGAUUUGAAUGAUGUGAUUUACCAGCGAGUUAUUUCUCCAGGGAAAAAUUGAUAUUUACACGAGUGGAUUUGUGAUGACUCGAUAAACUGCACAAAUUAUGCGUGUCAGUAUUGUUGACCUUAUAUGGCUAAAUUGGUGAAAUCUGCGUCAGAAAGUAUGUUGCAUUUUGGCUGAACUGAACUCCCUCUACCUUAAAUUUCUUCAUAUCCAACUCCAACAAGCUACAGCUGAGUUCUUCCCAUUUUGUCAAAGCAAAAAAUUUACUUUCUCUAAAUUGAGUUAAAUUAUCUGUAUUGUUCGUAAUUUUGAAAUCAUUGUUUGGUAACAUUUGGUGCCAACCAAGCAUUAAAGACAUUUUAAGUCAUCGGGGCAAAGUUGAUAAUUAUUCCUGGUUCAAUACUUGUAUGACUGCCGAAUGAUCAUUGAAUAUCUGAUACAUGUAGGGCCUACAUUUCCUCUGUCGAGCAAAAGUAUGGCAGUUCUGAGCAUCUUCAAAUUUGAAUCGGUCUUCAAUAAAAUAAAGAGAAAAAGUUAAA
Molecule: messenger RNA, 1618 nt
Organism: Acanthaster planci (crown-of-thorns starfish)
Lineage: Eukaryota; Metazoa; Echinodermata; Asteroidea; Valvatida; Acanthasteridae
Product: signal peptidase complex subunit 1-like
Biological process (GO): protein targeting to ER
Cellular component (GO): membrane; signal peptidase complex
Source: RefSeq, a predicted model, not a curated record